AUGGUUGAUCCUGCCAUGAAGAAACUAGUGGAGAGCGUCAAACUCUCCCUCCGGGAGCAGCCAGCCCAUGAUCCGCCCCUUUCCCUCCUGCUCAAUCAUCAGCUGGGAGGUCAGCUGGAGGCAGAGCAGGGGGAGUGCAGGUGGCUGCGCCCUUCCCGCGAAGCUGCUCUAGAGGAUCUCCAGCUCUACGACCAAGACUCCGGCAUGCCGGUCAGCGCCAGGGACAUGGCAGAGAGACUGGCAAAGAUAGGGCUGAAGCCGCUGAACUCUGCUUGCCGGGACCUGAGGAAGGAGCUGGAGGAGAAGUGGGAGAGGCUGCAGGGCCACGAGCUGGAGGCUGAGUCGCUGCUCAUCCUGCUCCAGAGCAUCUGCGGGGAAGUGUCGCAGCGGAGCAUCGGGCUGCAGAAGAAUGUGCUGAAGGAGGUGGAGGAGCUGAAGGACAUGCUGGACACGCGCGCCAUGGCGAUGGUGCAUACGGUGAGGGAGCAGGAAAGGCUCAAGCUCUCGACGCUGCACGCGCAGAUCGCCACGGUGGAGAAGGAGUACGAGAGCAUGAAGCGCUCCUCUGCCUCGCUCAAGUCGGUACUCAAGGACUCUUCCUCCGACCCCCUCGAGUUCGUCCAGUCCUACCGCAACAUCGAGAGCAGGGUCGUCAGGGUCCUCCAGUCCGCCGAGAGUUUGCGGUACCAGCCGGAGGAGAGCUCGGCGUUCCAGCUGGACUUGAACGUGGAGCCGCAGCGGGCAGUGCUGGCGCAGACUAACUUCUUCCAGCUCAAGACUCCUCCCUUCCCCCCCUCGCUCCGGUUCGUCCGGGAGGACCAUGGCGCGAUCCUCCUCGCCUGGACCGAAGUCUCCCUUCCCGCCCUCCUCGACAUCUCUCCUGUCAUCCACUACUGCCUGCAUGCCCGGAAGCUUGCAUCCUCCUCCUUGUCUCCUCAGGGACCUGGUAAGGGAGGGGAGGAGGAAGAGGCGAAGGGACAAUGGGAGGUUGUGUUCGAGGGGAAGGAGCGGCAGUACUUGAUGAGCAAGGCGAGGGGAGGAGAGAGAUGGAGUUUCCGAGUUUGUGCGUGCAAUCAGUUUGGAACGGGUGUGUUCAGCAGCGAGGUUGAGGUGAAGACGUGA
Guillardia theta CCMP2712 is the source of this 1122-nucleotide messenger RNA. RefSeq lists its product as hypothetical. The transcript has 2 exons. The record is from RefSeq and is a predicted model, not a curated record. The coding region runs from base 1 to 1122 and encodes 373 amino acids. Gene Ontology annotation, molecular function: protein binding. Lineage: Eukaryota; Cryptophyceae; Pyrenomonadales; Geminigeraceae.